UCUCUCCUCUUUUGUUAUUUUGACCGCGUUUUAACCAACAACGUGAGCAGAGGAGUAAAAAAAAAAAAAAAAAAGAAAAGAAAAACGUUGGUGCUAGCAUAGGGGCGGCCGUUGGGUUAGCUUUUCCCCUGAGGAGGUGGGACUUUUUCGGGCUUGAGCGUGGCGUCAACUGGGGACCUCCACAAAAGUUAGCUAAAGUUUGAGGGACGCUUUUCUUCGCUUUGGAUGAGAUAAACAGUUUCCUUUCCAGCUAAAUUGCAUGACUCAGAAAGAUUAAAGAUGGUGUAAUUCAACUCAACCGUUAAAAAAAAAAAACAGCCCGCGGGUUAAGAGAAGUUUAAAGAACCGGUUUUGCUUCGUCCCGUAGCCGCUUUGGGACCCUGAAUGCUCGGCUAGUUUUCCAGCUUGACACGGCGGCAGCGGAGACUUGUCACGGAGGACUGAACGAGCUGCAGAAGUACUUCCCAAACAAGCUCCAAACGGGCAAAUCGUCGUCCGUCGCCCAGAUGGACCUGAGAUAACGGCUGUGCUCCCUGCCCUCCUCCUGCUUGUCUACCCCACCCCUCCUCCCCCCUCUGCCCUCUCUCCCUUUUGCCCCUCUCUCUCUCUCCUCUGUCCCCCGUCCUCUCCUGUGUCAGAAUGGCUGACUCUGACUCUGGCUCCGAGGGUCUGGGGGCGCACACGGUUGUGGACUGCAGCCUGGAGAUCGAGAGGAAGUAUGAUGUCAUCCCAGCCGUCAUCUGCUCCAUGUGCUGCCUGUUUGGGAUCAUCUACUGCUUCUUUGGUUACCGCUGUUUCAAAGCCGUCAUGUUCCUGUCCGGCCUGAUCUUCGGCUCCGUCAUCAUCUUCCUCCUGUGUCAUAAGGAGCACGUGCUGGACACUCAGCUGAGCGUGGAGGCCAGUGCUGGCAUCGGCCUUGGCAUCGGGCUGCUCUGUGGGCUUGUCACUAUGAUGGUCCGGAGCGUGGGGCUGUUCAUGACCGGCCUCCUGCUCGGCCUGCUCCUCGCCCUCGCCGCCCUGCUGGUCACGGAGCAGUUCUACACCCCCACUACCGUCUGGGUGCCUCUGGGGGCGCUGUUAGGCUCGGGGAUGUUGUUCGCGGUGCUCACUCUACAAUGGCAGAAGGCGUUCACCAUGUUGUCCACGGCGGUGUUCGGGGCGGCCAUCAUGACGAUCUGCGCGGAUUACUUUGUGGAGAUGUUGGUUUUGGGCACGUACAUUUACGAGUGUCUGCGUCUGUCGCCCCGCACGCCUCUCUGCUGGUACAGCUGGGUGAUCCUCGGCAUGUGGCCCGCGCUCAGCCUCUUCGGGGUCCUGGUGCAGUGGAAGCUCACGGACGAUAGUUUCUCUCACACUGAAGUGGUGCUGAGCCGCAGACAGAAGCGCGUGCAGCUCAUGAGGAUCCGGGAGAAAGAUGCUAAAAAGCACCAGCAGGGGGCAGCACAGGAGGGCACCUACCGCCGCAAAGCAACGCCUGUCAAACGCUACGCAGGGGACCUCCUCGCUCCGAGUUACCUGCAGAGUCUGAGAGACAGACAGAUGGGCACCGGGACGUCUCUGAGCAGCAUGGGCACCACCAACCACACCAUGAUCGACCUGGACUACGACACCGGUUCUACUGCCCCCCUCACCGCUACGACUCCUGUGGUCAGAGUGUGAACUGCACCUCCAACCACACCAUGAUCAACCUGGACCUGGACAUCGACUCUACCACCC
Messenger RNA from Periophthalmus magnuspinnatus, 1716 nucleotides. RefSeq names its product transmembrane protein 198-like. Bases 640 to 1659 code for a protein of 339 amino acids. Lineage: Eukaryota; Metazoa; Chordata; Actinopteri; Gobiiformes; Gobiidae. The transcript is spliced from 6 exons. Gene Ontology annotation, cellular component: plasma membrane. The record is from RefSeq and is a predicted model, not a curated record.